Sesamum indicum (sesame) is the source of this 1809-nucleotide messenger RNA. The record is from RefSeq and is a predicted model, not a curated record. NCBI's taxonomy places the organism in Eukaryota, Viridiplantae, Streptophyta, Magnoliopsida, Lamiales, Pedaliaceae.
UGAAAUAAAGGAUUUUUUUGAAACACAAGGAAUGGUUCUUUCGAAAUUAGGGGAUAAGAAACUUCGGAGUUAUGAAAUGAAUCAAUGGAAAAAUUGGUUAAGAGGACAUUAUCAAUAUGAUUUAUCUGAGAUCAGAUGGUCUAGAUUAAUACCAGAAAAAUGGCGAAAUAGAGUUCAUCGGCGUCGUAUAAGCUAAAAAGGAAAAUUUAAGAAAAUGGCAUUCAUAUGAAAAAGACCAAUAAUUGAUUCCAAAAAAUAAAAAGAAUUUAAAGGAUAUUCAUUAUCUAAUCACAAAGAAAAUUUUCAAAAAUACUAUAGAUAUGAUCUUUUAUCAUAUAAAUUUCUUAAUUAUGAAAAUAAAACGGAAUGCUUUUUUUAUAGAUCUCCGUUUCAAGGAAAGGUCGAUAUUCUAUAUAUGAAAAAAAAGGCCGAUAGAAAAUAUUUUGACUGGAAAAUUAUUGAUUUUCAUCUUAGAAAAAAAGUCGAUAUUGAGGCCUGGAUCACGAUCGGUCCCAAUAGGAAUCAAAAUACUCAAAUUCGUACUAAUAUUUCUAAAAAAAUUCCGAAAAAAGAUCUUUUUUAUCUUAUGAUUCCAGAAAUCAAUCCACCAAACUCCCCAAAAGGAUUUUUGGAUUGGAUGGGAAUGAAUGAAAAAAUUCUAAAGCGUACCAGUUCGAAUCUCGAACUUUGGUUCUUCCCAGAAUUUAUGUUACUUUACAAUUCAUAUAAAACGAAACCCUGGUUUAUACCAAGCAAAUUACUUCUUUUAAAUUUGAAUCAGACUGAAAAUCAAAAUAGUAGUGAAAAUAAAAAGAUCAAUGAAAAGGAAAAAGGAAGUUUUUUGAUAGCAUCAAAUAAAAAACAGCGAAAUCAAGAAGAAAAAGAACCCACAAGCGGAAGAAAUCUUGGCCCCGCUCUCUCACAACAAAAAGAUAUUGAAGAAAAUGAUGCAAGAAAAUCAGACCUGAAAAAAGGGAAAAAGAAAAAAAGCAUCGCGGAAGCAGAACUAGAGUUGUUGCUGAAAGGUUAUUUGCUUUUUCAAUUGAGAUGGUACGGUACUUUGAAUGAAAGAAUGAUCGAUAAUAUCAAGGUAUAUUGUUUCCUCCUUAGACUGAUAGAUCCAAGAAAAAUGACUCUAUCCUCGAUUCAAACGAAAGAAAUGAGUUUACAGCUUCUGCUGAUGCAUAAGAAUUUAACUCUUACAGAAUUGAUGAAAAAGGGAGUAUUGAUUAUAGAACCCAUUCGUUUGUUUGGAAAAAAAGAUGGACAAUUUAUUAUGUAUCAAACCAUAGGUAUUUCGUUGGUUCAUAAGAAUAAGCACCAAACCAAUCUAAAAUACCAAGAGCAAAGAUAUCUUUCUAAGAAUCGUUUUGAUUUACUUGUUCCAGAAAAUAUUUUAUCGUUUAGACAUCGUAGAAAAUUGAGAAUUCUAAUUUGUGUCAAUUCAAAGAAUAGAAAUGAUGUAGAUAGAAAUUCAGUAUUUUGGAAUGGAAAGAACGUAAAAAACAGCAGCCAAGUUUCACAUGACAAUAGCCAUCUUGAUAGAGAGAAAAAUCCAUUAAUGAAAUUAAAGCUCUUUCUUUGGCCUAAUUUUCGAUUAGAAGAUUUAGCUUGUAUGAAUCGUUAUUGGUUUGAUACCAAUAAUGGCAGUCGUUUCAGUAUGUUAAGGAUACAGAUGUAUCCACGAUUGAAAAUUCGUGGAUAAUACACUUUUUCUAUCUAUCCUAUACCCUAUAUUAUAUAUAGGGUAUAUGAAAGCAAAGAAAUACAUAGAUCCCAUGUCUUGUCUGACAUUUCAUUCUAGUCUCC